Ahaetulla prasina is the source of this 5132-nucleotide messenger RNA. Its product is annotated as zinc finger protein 160-like. The coding region runs from base 34 to 4314 and encodes 1426 amino acids. The record is from RefSeq and is a predicted model, not a curated record. Gene Ontology annotation, molecular function: DNA-binding transcription repressor activity, RNA polymerase II-specific. Lineage: Eukaryota; Metazoa; Chordata; Lepidosauria; Squamata; Colubridae. The transcript is spliced from 10 exons. Gene Ontology annotation, biological process: negative regulation of transcription by RNA polymerase II.
CCUCAAUCCACAGGAGAGAAACCCUAUAAAUGUAUGGAGUGUGGGAAAGCCUUUACUCAUAGCAGGGAACUUACUCUCCACGAAAAGCUCCACACAGGAGGGAAACCAUAUAAAUGCAUGGAGCGUGGAAAGACCUUUGCUCAGAGCAGUGGACUUACUAUGCACAAAAAGAUCCACACAGGGGAAAAGCUAUUUAAAUGCAUGGAGUGCGGAGAAACCUUUACUCAAAAAAGUAGUCUUAUUUCCCAUCAGGUGAUCCACACAGGGAAGAAACCGUAUGAAUGCAUGGAGUAUGGGAAAACCUUUGGUCAACAUUGUUAUCUUAUUUCCCAUCAGAUGAUCCACACAGGGGAGAAGCCAUAUAAAUGCAUGGAGUGUGGAAAGACCUUUGCUCAACGCAGGUAUCUUGCUUCCCAUAAGAUGAUCCACACAGGGGAAAAACCAUUUACAUGCAUGGAGUGUGGAAAGACCUUUGCUCAAAGACGUAAUCUUAUUUCCCAUAAGAUGAUCCAUACAGGGGAGAAGCCAUUUAAAUGCAUGGAGUGUGGAAAGACCUUUGCUCAACGCAGUUAUCUUGCUUCCCAUGAAAGGAUCCACUCAGAAGAGAAACCAUUUAAAUGCAUGGAGUGUGGAAAGAUGUUUACUAAGAGUAGUGCUCUUAUUUCCCAUAAGAUGAUCCACACAGGGGAGAAAUCCUUUAAAUGCAUGGAGUGUGGAAAGACCUUUAACAGUGCUCUUAUUUCCCAUAAAAUGAUCCACACAGGAGAGAAACCAUUUAAAUGCAUGGAGUGUGGAAAGACCUUUGCUCAAAGAAGUAAUCUUAUUUCCCAUAAGAUGAUCCAUACAGGGGAGAAGCCAUUUAAAUGCAUGGAGUGUGGAAAGACCUUUGCUCAACGCAGUUACCUUGCUUCCCAUAAAAGGAUCCACUCAGAAGAGAAACCAUUUAAAUGCAUGGAGUGUGGAAAGACCUUUGCUCAAAGAAGUAAUCUUAUUUCCCAUAAGAUGAUCCACACAGGGGAGAAACCCUUUAAAUGCAUGGAGUGUGGAAAGACCUUUGCUCAACGCAGUUACCUUGCUUCCCAUAAAAGAUUCCAUUCAGAAGAGAAACCAUUUAAAUGCAUGGAGUGUGGAAAGAUGUUUACUAAGAACAGUAUUCUUAUUUCCCAUAAAAUGAUCCACACAGGAGAGAAACCAUUUAAAUGCAUGAUAUGUGGAAAGACCUUUUCUCGAAGAGGUAAUCUUGUUUCCCAUAAGAUGAUCCACACAGGGGAGAAGCCAUAUAAAUGCAUGGAGUGUGGAAAGACAUUUGCUCUGAGUAGUAGACUUACUAGCCACAAAAAGAUCCACACAGGGGAAAAGCCAUAUAAAUGCAUGGAAUGUGGAAAGAGCUUUGCUCAGAAUGGUCAUCUUACUUCUCAUAAAAGGAUCCACACUCGGGAGAAAGUAUAUAGCAAUAUCUUUCUGCUGGAACAAGAGUCAGAAGGCGGAGUGGCUGCGGGAGAGUCUGGCGGAGGGAGAUCCAGACGUGUCCCGGGUGAACUGAGGGCUCUUCCCGUGCAAAAAGAGGCCGAGGAGGGAGAGACCAGCGCCCGGCCCUCCUCCAGCUUCAACCCCGGGUCCCAUGCUCCCCAGCCACCCUCUCCAUGCUGGGGGAAGCGGGGAUGCCUGGAAGGCGGCGGGGAUCCGGGGAUCCCUUCCCGCCUUGUGAAACAGGUCCACAAGGUCGGCCUUGUGGAGGCCCAGCAGGAGAGGAGAAAAGCCGGGCGUGGAGGAGGCAGGAUUCGCACCAGCUCGCCGAAGGCCCCAUCCUGUCUCCCCGAGGGGGAGAGAAGCGGGGCGGCCUCUCCAGCUGCCUCCUUCCCGGUCCUGAGCUGGGAUGAGCUGCUUGGAGCUCCAGGCAGUUGCAAGACAAAAUUUCUUGGGGGGAAAAAGAGCAGAAUAACUUGCAGGGAUCAGUCCUGCAGCACCAGAAAUGAUCCUGUGAAGGAAAAGGCAUCUGGAGACCCAGAAGAGUCCUUGGAGCCAUUUGGAAUUGCUCUGCAGGAAAGAGAAAGGAUGGAGACACAACCUUUUGGAAAGGAGGGAACCGGAAAAGGCCCUUCAGCUGCUCAGCCUGGGAAGCGGGGGAAGCCCUGGACAAGGACUGGGCACAAGAUCCUGGAGGAGGAAACCAUCCUCCCUUCAGGAGUUCAGCCCUGGAAUUUCAUCCAAUACCGGGAGGCUGAGGGUCCCCGAGGACUUUGCAGCCGACUCCAUGACUUUUGCAGGCGAUGGCUGAGACCAGAAAAGCACACCAAAGCCCAGAUGCUGGACCUGGUGGUUCUGGAGCAGCUCCUGUUCCUUCUGCCUCCAGAGAUGGAGGGCUGGGUGCGAGAGUGUGGAGCAGAGACCAGCUCCCAAGUGGUGGCCCUGGCUGAAGGCUUCCUCCUGAGCCAGACAGAGGAGAAGAAGGAGCAGGUUGAAUUGCAGGGCUGCACUGUGGAAAUAAGAGAUCCUGAGGGAAAGAAGAAUCCAUCAAAUCCCCCUCAGGAGCUGUUUUUCAGGAAGUUCCCUUGGGUAGAUCAAAGUCAGGACACUUCAGGAGAGAAACAAAGCAUGAAGUUUUCUGGUUUUUACGAUGGAGCUCAAACAGUAGUUGAACCUCCAAAACAAGAGAGUCUUGUGUCCUUCGAGGAGGUGGCUGUGUAUUUCUCUGAGGAGGAAUGGUCUCAACUGGAUCCUGACCAAAAAGUGCUGCAUUCAGAAGUCAUGCUUGAAAACCAUAGGAACAUGGUCUCUCUAGGUACUAAUGAGCAGAAGAAUCAAGAUUCCUGUGAAUUGUUCCAAGUGAUCAAUGCUAAAGAUGAAAUGGAGAAGUUUGAAAUUCAAAUGGAAUUAGAAAGCCAUGAGAGAAACCAGUCAAAUAAUUGGAAUCAGGAUAGCUCAUCUUCCACUGAUGCUCCGAUGCAAGAUUUUCAUGUCCAACAAGAGAAAAUUAGGAAAGAAUAUAUUGGGAAAAGUAUAAAACAAAAAGUAUUAACCGAAAACAAAGGAGAAGAUGCUAUAAGCCAGAGCGGAAAGAAUUACAAUGGGACAUUGAUUCUUUGUCUUCGAAAUAUCUUCCUUCCAUCUCAAAAAAUGAUUCACACAAAAAAGGAGCCUUAUAAAUGUUUGGAAUCUGGAAAACAUUUUAGAUCAAGCGGGCAACUUACUUUCCAUGAAGGGAUUCACACUGCAAAGAAACAGUGUUCAGAAUCUCCUGUAGCCCAUGCAGCCCAGUCCCUCCAAGCACCAGGAGAGAAAUCCUAUAAAUGCAUGGAGUGUGGGAAAGCCUUUACUUGUAGCAGGGAACUUACUAUCCACGAAAAGUUCCACACAGGAGGGAAACCAUAUAAAUCGACAUCUGGAAAGACCUUUGCUCAGAACAGCGGACUUACUAUGCACAAAAAGAUCCACACAGGGGAAAAGCCAUUUAAAUGCAUAGAGUGUGGAAAGACCUUUGCUCAAAGAGGUAAUCUUAUUUCCCAUAAGAUGAUCCACACAGGGGAGAAGCCAUUUAAAUGCAUGGAGUGUGGAAAGACCUUUGCUCACAGAGGUAAUCUUAUUUCCCAUAAGAUGACCCACACAGGGGAGAAACCAUAUAAAUGCAUGGAGUGUGGAAAGACCUUUGCUCGAAGAGGUCAUCUUAUUUCCCAUAAGAUGAUCCACACAGGGGAGAAGCCGUAUAAAUGCAUGGAGUGCGGAGAAACCUUUACUCGUAAAAGUAGUCUUAUUUCCCAUCAGGUGAUCCACACAGGGGAGAAGCCAUUUAAAUGCGUGCAGUGUGGAAAGACUUUUGCUCAACGCAGUUAUCUUGCUUCCCAUAAAGAGAUCCACACAGGAGAGAAACCAUUUAAAUGCAUGAUAUGUGGAAAGACCUUUUCUCGAAAAGGUAAUCUUGUUUCCCAUAAGAUGAUCCACACAGGGGAGAAGCCAUAUAAAUGCAUGGAGUGUGGAAAGACAUUUGCUCUGAGUAGUAGACUUACUAUCCACAAAAAGAUCCACACGGGGGAAAAGCCAUUUGAAUGCAUGGAAUGUGGAAAGACCUUUGCUCAACGCAGUUAUCUUGCUUCCCAUAAGAUGAUCCACACAGGGGAAAAGCCAUUUGAAUGCAUGGAAUGUGGAAAGACCUUUGCUCAACGCAGUUAUCUUGGUUCCCAUAAAAAGAUCCACACAGGGGAGAAGCCAUAUAAAUGCAUGGAAUGUGGAAAGAGCUUUGUUCAGAAUGGUAAUCUUACUUCUCAUAAAAGGAUCCACACUCGGGAGAAAGUAUAUAGCAAUAGCAAUUUACUUUAGACUUCUAUACUACUCCACAAUGCUUUACAGCACUGUCUAAGCAGUUUACAAACUCAGCAUAUCUGGGUCCAGGAAUCUGGGUCCUCUUUUUACUGACCUAACAAGGAUGAAAGGCUGAAUCCACCAUGAGCCGGUCAGGAUCGAAUUCCUGGCUGUGGGCAAUUAGCUUCUGGUACUGAAUUCUAACCUCUGAUCCACCAUGUCUAUAGAUUUUUAUGUAUAUGCCUUUUGUGCCUUUCUGAUCCAAAUGAGACAAGAUUGAAUCCAAGAAGGUGAAAUUUAAUGUGGAGAAAAGUAAGGUUUUAUACCUAGGUGGGAAAAACAGAUUACAAUGAAACCUGGCUCAAAUACAGUAACUGUGAGAGGGACCUUAGGAGUCCUAAUGGACUCUCUUAAACAUGAGUUACCUGUGUGCGGCGGCAGCCAAAAAAGCUAAGACAAUCCUUGGUUGUAUACACAGAGGCACAGAAUCAAAAUCACAUGAAGUAUUAGUACCAUUUUAUACAGCCUUAGUAAGACCACACUUGGAAUACUGCAUCCAGUUUUGGACAUUAUGAGUAACUAAGAUGAUUAAAGGUCUGAAGACUAAAACAGAUGAAGAACUGUUGCAGGAUUUCGGUUGGGUAGUCUAGUAUCCUUAUGAUUUAUAUUGAUAUUGUUUCCUAAUUGCUUAUUUGUACUCUAUGAUUAUCAUUAAGUGUUCUAAGUGUUGUACCUUGAUGAAAGUAUCUUUUAUGUACACUGAGAGCAUAUGCACCAAGACAAAUUCCUUGUGUGUCCAAUCACGCUUGGCCAAUAAAAAUUCUAUUUUAUUCUAG